UUUGAACUCUUCAUGGAAAUGUCCCGCCAGCAACACUGAACAAGGCAGCCUUUACUGACUCUUCAUGGGAGCUGCAGCCAAACAUGACUCCGUUCACUGUUGUCAGGGUCGUGGUUUACGUGGGGUACAGGGACCCUGUGACAUUCUGAGAGAACGAAGCUUUAGAGAAGGUAAACAUUGCGUGAGGUUCACACUCCUGAGCAAUACUCGGUUCUUCUGUUACAUCUCUUUAGGCAACUCAUUUUCCCACUCAGACUCUUGAGGACUCUCAAACAUUCUCCUGUCCCACAAAUCCCUACCUGACUCUUCACAGCUCCGUCAUCAGGCCCAGAGCUGCCUCCACCCCCCAACCCCAGGACUCCGCCUCGCCUGCAGGCACCCCUGUCGUUUCCUCCCUUCUCGCCUUUAGGAAGGGAAAUGUCGGUCCACUGUCAAAAGGCGGGCCCUCCACUGCUUCUCUGCAUCCCAGCCCUCCCACCCUUCAGGAGCUGCAUGCUCCUCGCCAACACUUUUAGCCUCUUCACUGUUGGAUCCUUCCUCUCAUAGUCUAGAAUAUUCCAGCCCACAGCCAUUUGAAAUGCACAGCCCCGGUCCUCCUCUUUCUUACCAUCUCAUAUCCCACGCACACUCGCCCUCUCCACCUUGUCACUGACUCACUGCACUCCAACGAGACAUCCACCCACAUUUCUCAGCUGUGACCACCAUCCCAAGGUCACUGUUAGGGAUCCGUCCCCGAUUAGGGCUGACACACUUUCUGGAAUGGGCAUAAUUUGAUUCUUUUAAUCAUAGAAAGAAAUAUUAGGAUAUGUGUGCAACAAACAAUUCUGUCAAGGACUUGCACAUGCCCUGACUUGAUUCCCUGGUGAAUGCAAUGUUCAAACCAGAUUUAGGUAUUAACCUGAAUAGCUUUCCACCUAAAGGCAGACAACUUCAAGUGUCUGACCCUGAGCACUGAUCUGACAUUGCUCCCUAUUGGGAGGGGUAGACUAAGGUUGGCCCAAGCAGCCUAGAGGGGGGUCUGAUAGUUGUUAUAAUAAUACAGUUCAGUCCUGAAUCAGCUGUCAUUUCUGUAGUGCUCUCACGUGUCAGGCGUGAGCUUUACGUGGCUUAACGAUUCCAUCGGCUGAACCUCUCGGGAGUCUCCAGGGCAUCUGCUCCAGCAGGUCUCUGCAUGUUUGUUUUUGCCUGUUGGUGUGUUGUUUUUUUCUUUAGUCCCCAGAGGGCCUGGUUGUUUACAGCCUUCUUGGUCACUAAUCCCAUAAACUCUGGGAAAAUGUGCUGUGUUAACGCUUACAGGAGCAAUCCCAAGAUUUGAGACACUUGGAACAAACCAUCUGGCUACCUGAACAGAAAACUUCUGGAGGAAUUCACAGUUUUGUUCACGCUUCAUAAUUGCAAACAUACAAAUCUCACAAAGCAGGCAAUGAUUUUUGACAUCCCUUGCCCUGGAACAACAAUCACACAUUAUUUACCUCCAUAGCGGCCGUGAAGAGGAAACAGCAGACCCAACACGGAGUCACUGGUGUUCAGCUCCACCAAGACUUAACAGCGAACCCAGUGUCAGCGCCGCCCCUCCAGGAGUGGGGUUUGUAAGCCAAUCCGUCUGAGUCUCCUGGUCAGCACUAGCGAGGCAAGCUGCCUGAUACGACCCCUGCCUUUCCCUACGGGAAGCUGACCCUGCUUGAAAUGAUCCAUUCUCUUAACGUCCCUUCUACCGGCAAAACCUCCGCAGACCUUCCUUCUCUUCACUAGAUUGGGUACUGCCAACUCACGAAUCCCUCCGUGAUGCAAAUUAGGUUUUUAAAUUUACUAGGUUGAAUUUUUGGUCUUUAAAAUCACUAAAAUAUGAUAACUCAGUUAAAGCAUCAUCCUGAUAUGCCAGGGUUUGAUCCCUGGUCAGGGCCCAUAAGGAAUCACCCAAUGAAUGCAUAAAAACCUUCCCAAAAGGACACAUUAGGAUUAAUUAGAAAUGUUAAGAUUGCCCAAGAAAGGAUUACAGAGGUUUGAUCAAGUUCAGGAUGAGGAAACCUACCUGCAGAAUUUAGCUGUCCAGAGAAAUGCUUCUGCCUUUUUUGAGAAAUAUGAUCGGAGUGAAGUGCAGGAGUUGCUGACCAUUGCGCUGGUGAGCUGGCUGUCAGGCAAGGAGGACGUCCACCUCCAAAUGGACUCCCCGAGCGGGAUCAUGAGCCACCUGAACAACGUGGGCUUCAACACGACCAUCCUGCUCAUGCCCGUGGACCCCACCGCCCUCCUAGACUACAGAGAGGUCCACCAGAUCAUCAGGGAGUUGGCCAUUGGAAUUUACUGCUUAAAUCAAAUCCCUGGCAUCAGUUUAGAGGCUAAUUAUGACCAGAGCUCCUCUUGUCAAUUACCUCCGGCUUAUUUUGAUACCAGAAUUGGGCAGAUUCUGAUCAACAUCGACUACAUGCUGAAAGCGCUGUGGCACGGGAUCUACAUGCCCAAGGAAAAGCGGACCCGGUUCUCCGAACUGUGGCGAACCAUCCUGGACAUCGACCCGGAGGGCAAGGCGCAGACAAAUAAAGAUAUCUUUGCAGAGUUUAGUUCAGCGGGUUUGAUUGACAUUACAAAGGACCCAGACUUUGACGGAAUCUAUGACGAGGACAUGAAUGAAGACCCAACAUACAAUCCCAACUCCCCUGAAGAGACCGCGGUAUUCAUGAAAUACGCCGAGAAUAUUCUGCUGAAGUUGACCUUCAGCACCACGCAGAUUCAGCAGUAUGAGAACGUGUUUGUGUUCGACACAGCCUACUGGCUCACCAAUGCGAUCAAAUGCACCCAGGACUGUCUCGACAUCUGUACCUACCAGCGGCUACAGCAGAGGCUGUACCUUCAACAGAAGGUGAUUCAAAAACACUUUGAGAAGAAAAAAGAAAUCAGAAGAGGGAUCGGAUACCUGAAGUUAAUAUGUUUCCUGACCCCGUUUCUCCUGAGUUUGAAGAAGAAGAUGAAAGUCCCCUAUCUGAGCAGCCUGCUGCCGCCCUUCUCCGAUGACAAGGUCAAGACCGAGCGAGAACUGCCUCCGUUUAUUUACGGACCAGAUUUUAAGUGCCAGAGCUUUCAGUACACAAAGCAUCAGUAUUUCCAUGUUCAUGGAGGGAUUGAAUUCGAUAUCACCACGCCUAUGAUCGAGACUGCGUUGGAAGUUUUUCAGGACAAUUUGGAAAAAAUACAGGAAUGUGCCGCUAGCACAUUUGCAGAAGAUUCCGGAUACAAAGAGUAUUACUCCAUCCCGGUCAUGGAAUUGAACGGAAAGAGCUAUUAUGUGAUCAGUUUCGAACUGGAAACGUUCUAUCAGCAGCUGUAUAAGACGCAGUGGUGGGGAGCCAUCAACGAAAUCGUGAACAACCUGAGACCCAAGAGACUCCCGCUCACAGACACUCAAUUACACGAGCAAUUUAAGAAGAAAUUUGGUUUCAAGAAAGCUAUGAAGUGCAAGAGCAUCCCCUUCGGCAUGAAGUCUGCGGUGGAGAAAGGGCUGUCCGCCGUCUUCCACACGUUCAGCCGCAAGACCUCCAGCUCCACGAUCAACGUGUCGGACGAGGCGGGCUACGCCAUCUUCCACCACGCCGCCCUGCACAACCGCGUGCCCAUCAUCUGCCAGCUGUGCAAAGCCAACUUCAACGUCAACCAGCGGCGCUUCAUCAUGUUCAGCCAAGAGUCAUCAAAAACAGACGGAAAAAAAGAAAGAAAUGGUCCGACGCCUCUGCACCUGGCCGCGCAGGCCUGCUCCCUGGAGUCCACCACCUGCCUCCUCUGCUUCAAGGCCGACUACACGCUGCCCGAGAAGCGGGGCUGGAUGCCCAUCCACUUCGCCGCCUUCUACGACAACAUCUGCGUCAUCAUGAUCCUCUGCAGGAAGGACCCCAGCCUGCUGGAAGCCGAGGCGACGGCUGAGAAUCAGUGCACGCCGCUGCUCCUCGCGGCCACGUCAGGAGCGCUGGACACCAUCAAAUACCUGUUCUCUCUGGGGGCCAACUGGAGGAAGACAGACACCAAAGGCAACAACAUCAUCCACCUGUCCGUGCUGACCUUCCACACCGAGGUGCUCAAGCACAUCAUAGAGCUCCAGCUCCCCGAGCUCCCCGUUUGGAAAACUCUGGUAGAAAUGCUGCAGGGUGACAGCUAUAAGCGGAAGAUGAUGGCGGUCAUGUCUUUGGAGGUGAUUUGCCUGGCCAAGGAGGAGUACUGGCGGUGCAUUCUGGACGCAGGCACCAUUCCCGCCUUAAUCAACCUGUUAAAAGGCUCCAAGAUAAAGCUACUGUGCAAGACGGCGGGGCUGCUGAGCAACAUCUCCACGCACGCGAACGUGGUGCACGCCAUCGUGGAGGCGGGGGGCAUCCCGGUCCUCAUCAACCUGCUGGUGUCGGAGGAGCCCGAGCUGCACUCGCGCUGCGCCGUCAUCCUGUACGACAUCGCGCAGCUGGAGAACAAGGAGGUCAUCGCCAAACACAACGGGAUCCCAACGCUGAUAAACCUCCUGAAGCUGGACAUCGAGAACGUGCUGGUGAACGCCAUGAACUGCAUCCGGGUCCUGUGCAUGGGCAACGUGAGCAACCAGCGAGCCGUGCGGGACCACAAGGGCAUCCAGUAUCUCAUCACUUUCCUGAGCGCCAGCUCGGACUUGCUGAAGGCCGUGGCCUCGGCCACCAUAGCGGAGGUGGCCCGCGACAACAAGGAAGUGCAGAACGCGCUGGCGGCCGAGGGAGUCAUCCCGCCGCUGGUGGCCCUGUUCAUGGGGAAGCAGCUGAGCGUGCAGGUGAAGGGGGCCAUGGCCGUGGAGGCCCUGGCCAGCUACAACCCGUCCAUCCAGAGAGCGUUUCUGGAGAACUCCCUGAGUAAAUACCUCCUCAAGCUCCUCAAGGCCUUUGAAAUCAGCGUGAAGGAACAAGGGGCCGUGGCACUGUGGGCCUUGGCGGGACAAACGCUGAAGCAGCAGAAGUACAUGGCCGAGCAGAUCGGGUACAACUUCAUCAUCAACAUGCUCCUGUCGCCGUCGGCGAAGAUGCAGUACGUCGGAGGCGAAGCCGUCAUCGCCCUGAGCAAGGACAGCCGGCUGCACCAGAACCAGAUCUGCGAGGGGAACGGCAUCGCGCCGCUGGUGCGCCUGCUGAGGAUCAGCAAGCUGGCGGAGGGCACGCUCCUGAGCGUCAUCCGGGCCGUGGGCUCCAUGUGCAUCGGUGUCGCCCACACGAGCAACCCCAUCAGCCAGCAGUUCAUGGUGGAGGAGAACGCCUUCCCGGUGCUGAUCCAGCUGCUGAGGAGCCACCCGUCGCUGAGCAUCAAGGUGGAGGUGGCCUUUUCCUUGGCCUGCAUUGUCCUGAGGAAUAAAUUGCUGCAGAAGGAAUUGCAAGAAAAUGAAGGGUUCAAAUAUGCGGAUGUCCUCUUUCUUUUGCAUGCCCAGGAUAAGGACAUCCGCUUAAGAGCAGGCUAUGCGCUGACCCUUUUUGCCUUCAAUGACGUCUUUCAACAAUAUUUAAUUUUGGAAAAUGGAAUAAUGACCCUGUCCAUCUUUGAACCUUUUCUUGAAUCAACCAUUGAAACUGAGAAGGCGAUGGCAGCAUUUCAGAUUAUUAUAUUAGCUAAAGUCAUCAUAGAUGUGGACCAUAUCACUUUGUCUUCAAGAGGAGUUACUAUUCUGAUCGAUAGUCUGUAUUCCCUCCAGUCCACCACGAUUGUCUUGACAGGGAACUUAAUAGCCAGCCUGGCUCACUCCAGAGCUGGGAUUCCAGCGGCGUUUGCCACAUUAGGGACAGUCCAGCGGCUCUGCUACCAUCUGUACUCCGGAAAAGAAGAGGUGCGCACAGCCUGCUCCUGCGCCCUCGGCUACCUGACCUACAACGCCAUCGCUUUCCGCGUGCUGCUGAGCGAGUGCCGCAAUAAGCCGAAUCAGUUCCUUCGGAUAAUAAACAGCAUCAGCAGAGAUGCCAGCAUUAACCCGGCAUUUCUGAAGGAAUUUAGAAUGCAGCAAAAAGUGGGACUCCCUUCCUUAAGUCUGGAGAAAAACGGAGGGCCAUGCAUAAAUCUUCUCUCCAGAAAAGGGAGAGAGCGCCGAAGAAAGCUAAGGCCGAAAAUUCAGCCCCGAGAUUCCCUGACCUUACUGCCUCCUGUAACGAACUUCAUGGGGCUCUUCAAGACCUCCAAGAAGUCUACUGUGUCGCAUAAUAUCUUUUCCUUUGCAUCUGCAACGUCCUCAGAUGUCAUCCAAGUGUCAAGACCAAGAAUAGUAUUGCUGAGCGAACUUGGGAAACACGUUCAGAAAGAUAACGUUGAGCCUGCAGAAGGUUAAUAAACGCAUUUCAGUGUGAACGGAUUCCUGAGCAACUUUUUAAAACAUUUUAAUUUUUAUUUUGUUGUUAUAUUUUUAUUGAUUUCAGAGAGGAAGGGAGAGAGAGAAACAUCCAUGAUGAGAAUUAUCCAUCGGCUGCCUCCUGCACGCCCCACACUGGGGAUGGAGCCAGCAACCCAGGCCUGUGCCUUUGACCAGAAUCAAAGUUGGGACCCUUCAGUCCGCAGGCCGACGCUCAAUCCACUGAGCCACCCCAGCCAGGGCGAAGUGUCUUAUUUGUAAUUGUGGUAAAAUGCACGUAACAUAGUUGCAUCAUCUUUUCUAAUGGGGGUUCUUGAUGUCAACACUUAGCAGAUCGCCCUCAGCCUGUCUCCCGGGUUAAACCAGGCCU
Messenger RNA from Myotis daubentonii (Daubenton's bat), 6698 nucleotides. It is a transcript of the gene ANKAR, whose product is annotated as ankyrin and armadillo repeat containing. NCBI's taxonomy places the organism in Eukaryota, Metazoa, Chordata, Mammalia, Chiroptera, Vespertilionidae. The record is from RefSeq and is a predicted model, not a curated record. Gene Ontology annotation, molecular function: protein binding.